CCCGUGAGAGUAGUGCGUGUCGUGACUUGAGUCUGACAGACCGUGACAAUUUAAAAAGUUAUAAUGUUCUAAGCCAGAUUCGUUCUUUUUUCAAAUGUACGUGCGCUGAAUAUAAUAUUGUAAUGUGCCAGUGUUGUCUGUGGGAUUAUUCUUUGGAACAUUACAGCCGCGAUAUAAUUCAUAAUGUUCUUGUGAAGUUGGGGUAAACAAAAAUAUAUUUAAAAUAUAAAAACUUGUCUUACAUUAUUGGUCACAAAACAUUCAUAUCUAGACAAAUUUGAACAACGGCGCAUUGGACAUACAAAUGUGACAUUUAAAAAAGUAUAUGAUACACAUGUCACUGACAAUGUGUUAAAUACAAAAAGUGUAAAUAAUCAUAAAAAUAACAAAUUGAUACUUAAAUAAAGACAAUUCAGUAAAUAAUUUACUACACGAGUGUUGCUUGACAAUAAAUGAAUAAUUUUAGUGUAAGUGGUGAGUGAAAAUACCGUGCCAAAGUGAAGUGAAGUGAUUUUAUGAUGUUGAAAAGUUAGAGGCCAUCAUGUAUAGGCCCAACUUCUACGAGAGCACCUGCUUCAGGUGCAAUGAGAUAGUGUAUCAGGUCGACAGAGUGGGGCCACUGAAGGACUUCACCUUCUUCCACAGUGGAUGCUUUAAAUGCGCUGUGUGCGGAACCAAACUCACAUUAAAGACGUACUACAACAAUCAGCACUGGACAGAAGACAAGGAGGUGUACUGCUCAAGCCACGUGCCCAAGAUAGGCCCUGGACACCUGGACAACUCCUCGGUCGGCAUCCGGAGCGCUCUUAACGUGCCCAAAAGUAACAACUACGUGAACGAACAGAUCAGAGGGAUCAACAGGAACAGUCAUGAGACUGAAUUAUCACCUAGUCGCACCAACGGCAGUGUUCACGCGUCCCCCGCGCGCGACCUUCCCCGCGACACACCCGACUACCAAUAUGGCCGCUUCGACGCAAGUGCACUACACAUCGCACAUGCCCUCAAGCAGACAGAACUGCAGAAGGCAUACCAUCGCCCCAGGGAGAAACCGAUCGAUUGCUAUCUGGAUCGAGAUGAACAAACAAAACUUGAAAUGAAGCAUCGGCAGGAGGAGGAUGAUCUGUACAGAAAGUUCUCGAAGCACAGAGAAGAGGAGAACAGAAGAAUACGAGAUGAAAUACAGGAUGAAUGGGAAAGAGAACUAGAAAGGUUAACAAAUAGAUUCCAACAAGAAAUACAAAUAAAGAAAAGAAGACCGGAGUCAGAGAUUGGUGCUUUAACGCUGAGACAUCAGCAGGAGCGAGCUGACUUAGAGAAGAACAUGACGUUAAGAAGAGACAAGAAGAAGGAGAGUUUGACGAGGAAGAUGUUGGAACAUGAACGGGCUGCCACAGCAGCGCUAGUGGAGAAACAGAGCCACGAGAUGAUGGAGUUGAUCCAGGAGAGGAGGUCUGAGUACAUGGCCGAGUCCUCCCUGUAUCUGGAUGGUGAGGAGGCGCCGCCCUACCCAGCCAGGGCGCCGCCACCACAGCCCCCGCUAGUCUCCAAGUUUCACAUCUAUACGGACCCCGCCGAGUUCACUGAAGUCGAUAAAAUCGCUAUAUCCGUUGCUCAAGAAGACCAGAAGACAUUCACAGAUCUAGUCCGUCAGCUGGUGGGGCGGUGCGCCACCGACGUGGAGAAGGCCAGGACUAUCUUCCGGUGGAUCACGGUCAAGAACCUCAACAACAUCCAGUUCGAUGACAACCUCCGAGGUGACUCACCUCUGGGCCUCCUCCGCGGAAUAAAACACGGCACAGAGAGUUACCAUGUACUAUUCAAGAGAUUAUGCAGUUACGCUGGUCUUCACUGCGUAGUGAUAAAGGGCUACAGCAAGUCAGCGGGUUACCAGCCCGGCGUCAGGUUCGAGGAUAACCGCUUCAGAAACUCGUGGAACGCGGUGUUUGUGGCCGGAGCUUGGCGCUUCGUACAGUGCAACUGGGGGGCCAGGCAUCUGGUGAACGCGAAGGAUGCUCCCAAACCAGGCAACAGGGGAAAAAGUGAUAGUUUAAGAUACGAGUACGACGACCACUACUUCCUGACGGACCCUCGCGAGUUUAUCUACGAGUUCUACCCGCUGCAGCCGGAUUGGCAACUGCUCAAGACUCCUAUCACCCUUCAUGACUUCGAAGAGCUGCCCUUCGUACGCUCGCUCUUCUUCAGAUAUGGCCUGUACUUCAGCGAUCCCAACACCAAGGCUGUUAUGUACACAGACUCAACUGGUGCGGCGACUAUGCGCAUAGCCAUGCCAGCACACAUGCAGAGCUCUCUGAUCUUCCACUACAACCUCAAGUUCUACGACACCGAAGGGGACGGUUUCGAUGGAGUCAGCCUCAAGAGAUUUGUAAUGCAGUCAGUGGUCGGCAACAUAGUCUCGUUCCGCGUGCACGCUCCCUGCUCCGGUGCCUUUCUUCUCGACAUAUUCGCGAACGCGGUCACCCCGCGCGAGUACCUCACUGGCGAGCCCAUGAAAUUCAAGAGCGUCUGCAAAUUUAAGAUUUGUUGCGCUGAGUUACAAACUGUGAUGGUCCCUCUCCCGGACUGCGCCAGCGGCGAGUGGGGACCCACCAAGGCCACCAGGCUGUUUGGUCUCGUACCAAUUACACACCAGGAAGCGCUGGUAUUCGCUGGUCGGGAGCUCGAGAUUCAGUUCCGCAUGUCGCGCCCCCUGGCGGACUUCAUGGCAACACUUCACAAGAACGGCGUGGAGGAGAAACGGCUUUCGAAAUACGUGCAGCAGAACGUCUCUGAUGACAUCGUGUCCUUCUACAUCACCUUUCCAGAAGAGGGGCAGUACGGGUUGGAUAUUUACACGCGAGAAAGAAAUGGACCAACGGCUAUACAUCAGAACGGUUCCACGGAGAAAGAGAAACAUCUAUUGACGCAUUGCUGUAAAUAUCUCAUCAACAGCAGUAAACGUAAUUAGUUAUUACCGUUAUCUACUUAUACUUGUUGAUAAAGAAUGGGAUUACAACUAGCCGGUUAUUUGCCUAUGCAUUCAGUAUACAAGAAAUCCAAAUAAGAAGUUACCAGUGGGAGGCUCCUUUGCUCAAGAUGACGCCUAGAUUAUGGGUACCACAAAGUAAUGUGUAAGCAUUUGUUUCGGUCUUAAAGGGCGCCUAGUGAGUACCUAAUGAAAUUACUGGGCAAAUAGACUUAACAUCUUAUGUCUCAAGGUGACGAGCGCAAUUGUAGUGUAGUGCCGCUCAGAAUUUUUGGGUAUUUCAUGAAUCUUGAACGGCACUGCAUUGAAAUGGGCAGGGCGUAUUAAUUACCAUCAGCUGAACGUCCUGCUCGUCUCGUCCCUUAUUUUCAUAGAAAAAAAAUCAUCAAGGUGGUUUAUGCGACCACUUAUAACUUCUUAUUCAGAUUUCUAUGAUUUACUCUCACGCAACAUGACGGGUUAUACUUACUGUGUUUCCAUUAGGUUUAAAUAUAAAUGGGAUGGGGAACGGGAUUUAUAAUUCCAUUCUUUACAUGUUCGGGUUAUUGUCAAUCGACAAAUCAACGAACCAGAUAGUUUUCUAAACAUUCUACAGAAUGUUAAAUAGACAUGUCUUUUUAAACAACUUGGAAUUUUUAAACUGAACAUUGAGCAUGUUUCGAAAUAAGAAUAAAAAAACCUAUAUUGGGAGUGAUACUGAGAUUCAGAUUGAAUUAGGUUAAUGCAUAAAAUAUGUUACAUGUGUUAAGAGAAUAUAUUUUUAUAACACUUUUAAAUACUUUGUUGUUGCAGUAAUAAAAGAGAAAAAUUUAAAAACGGGUUUCAAAUUACAUUCAAACUUUAGUUUGAAUUUUAAUUAAGAUUGUUUCUAGUAGCUUAAUGCAGUUCUACGAAGUCAAUCCCAAUGCCACCAAAAUUAAUAUUAUUGCUUUAAAUUAUAAAAUCCUUGUUAAACCAUUAAUCAUUACUACUUACUACAUUGUAAAAAUACCAUAAUCUAUAUAAAUGGAUUGAAAGCUAAAAUAUUAUUAAUAAGUUUUUUGUUUACCCAAAUGUAAUGUAGAUAGGUGUUAGAAAUAAAACAUAGGUAUAAGAGAUUCAUUUAUUUCACAAUAAUUAUUAUAUCUUGUAAAUUAUAUUUAUGUACUCUAAGGUUGUGAAGCAUUCUAUUUUUUGUAUGUCUAUGGUCAAAUUAUAGGUAUCUGUAUAAAACUGUCAAAUAGUAAGUGUCAAAUUGAAAUAAAAGUGGAGAUUCGAGGUGAUUGGCCAAUUAUUAUUAAGUUCGGAGCCAUCUUGUAUGCUUUAUUUGUACAUUUAAUUUACCUUUUUAGAAAUACACAAAUUUUCAGCUAUUAACUCUGAAAAUACAUUCACGACAGGAGUUUCCUUGUAUCCCAUAAUUCUAAGUGGCACAUAGCAUAUAUCAUUAAUUUUACGCUUACUUACUUAAUGUAUAAAAUAUAUAACUUAUCAUUAAUAUAUAAACCACACGGCAAUAUGUAAAUUUUAUAUAAAAUAUAUGGCAUGUUACUUUCUAUA
Molecule: messenger RNA, 4522 nt
Organism: Leptidea sinapis
Lineage: Eukaryota; Metazoa; Arthropoda; Insecta; Lepidoptera; Pieridae
Gene: Hil
Product: hillarin
Exons: 15
Coding region: 542-2965 (807 amino acids)
Source: RefSeq, a predicted model, not a curated record